Messenger RNA from Doryrhamphus excisus (bluestripe pipefish), 3893 nucleotides. Its product is annotated as sodium- and chloride-dependent betaine transporter-like. Gene Ontology annotation, molecular function: gamma-aminobutyric acid:sodium:chloride symporter activity. Gene Ontology annotation, biological process: sodium ion transmembrane transport; amino acid transport; nitrogen compound transport. NCBI's taxonomy places the organism in Eukaryota, Metazoa, Chordata, Actinopteri, Syngnathiformes, Syngnathidae. The record is from RefSeq and is a predicted model, not a curated record. Gene Ontology annotation, cellular component: plasma membrane; cell projection.
GAGUCAGGAUCCACUGCAAGAUCACCGACCAUGACUGAGGAAACAACCGGAGGGAUCCCCAGAGAGCGACACAGUGAUCCAAACAAAGUGGAUCCCGAUGAAGAAGGUCCAGCCAGAGAGAAAUGGGCCAACAAGUUGGAGUUCUUGCUCUCCAUGACCGGAGAAAUCAUCGGCCUGGGAAAUGUUUGGCGCUUCCCUUAUUUGUGCUACAAGAACGGCGGAGGUGUCUUCCUCAUCCCUUACUUCAUCUUCCUCUUCUUCGGCGGCAUCCCCAUCUUCUUCCUGGAGACGGCGUUGGGCCAGUUCACCAGCGAGGGAGCCGUCACCGCCUGGAGGAAGAUAUGCCCAAUGUUUCAGGGUGUGGGGAUCGCCUCCCUCAUCAUCGUCAUCUACCUGAACAUCUACUACAUCGUGGUCCUGGCCUGGGCUCUCUUCUACCUCUUCAGCUCCUUCCAAAGCCCCCUGCCGUGGUCCACGUGUGAAAACUGGUGGAACACCGAUUUCUGUCACGGCCGUGCCGGCAUUUUCCACAACCCCCAUCUCUUCCACCCCGAUUCCAACUGGACCUUCAUGAGCAACAUCAGCGCGUACGACUACUUCGAGAACACCACGGACAUGAUACUCAAUGACACCUUCCUGAUGGUCAAGUCCCCCGAGGAGGAAUUCUGGACGAAUCGGGUGUUGAGGAUGUCGGACUCCAUGUCCCUGGGCAAGGUGCACUGGGACCUGGCGCUGUGCCUGCUGCUGGCCUGGGUCAUCUGCUACUUCUGCAUCUGGAAGGGGAUCAAAACCACAGGCAAGGUGGUCUACUUCACCGCCACCUUCCCUUACCUGAUGCUCCUCCUCCUCUUCUUCCGCGGGGUGACGCUGCCUGGCGCCGGGGAAGGCCUCAAAUUUUACCUCAUGCCCGACUUCCGCAGGCUGGCCGACCCUGACGUCUGGCUGGAUGCCGGGACUCAGGUCUUCUUCUCCUACGCCGUAUGCCAAGGAGUCCUGACGUCUCUGGGAAGCUACAACAAAUACAACAACAACUGUUACAGGGAUUGUGUGGCGCUGUGCUUUCUCAACAGCGCCACCAGCAUCUUUGCCGGCUUUGUGGUGUUCUCCGUGCUGGGCUUCAUGGCGCAGAGUCUGGGCGUGGCGGUCAUGGAUGUAGUUCAUAGCGGUCCGGGUCUGGCCUUCAUCGCUUACCCGAAAGCUCUUUCGAUGCUACCCGGCUCCACGUUUUGGACCGUGCUCUUCUUCCUCAUGAUCCUCCUCCUGGGUCUGGACACUCAGUUUGUAUGCGUGGAGAGCCUGGCAACGUCCAUCACCGACUUGUUCCCUCGUCAGCUGAGGAGGCGCGGCGCCAGGGAGAUUCUCGUUCUGGUUAUUGCAGUCGUGUGCUUCCUGCUGGGCCUUCCGCUCAUCACGGAGGGAGGAAUAGUGCUAUUUCAGUUGAUUGACAGCUACGGGCCCAGCGGAACCAGUUUACUCAUCAUCGCCUGUUUUGAGACCGUUAUCGUGUCCUGGGUUUACGGCGCCGACCGUUUCUAUGACAACAUCGAGGACAUGAUCGGGUACCGUCCGUUCCCGGUGCUGAAGUACUGCUGGUUGUUCAUUACACCGUUUCUCUGCGUGGUCACGAUGCUGUACGACUUGGCUAACACGCACUCGCUCAUGGUGUACGACUACCGCCCCGGGGCGUGGGCGUCCGCUUUGGCUUCGCUGCUGGUGCUCACGCCGCUCAUCUGCAUCCCGGCGUUUAUUCUCGUUACGCUGUGCAGGACUCCUCAGAACAUGACGGCGCCAUCAAGCGUGCUGCGCCAGGCUCGCCCGCACAAGCCGGUUCUCACGUUGGGUCGGCACGUCAUCUUCGGAGCUUCCACGCCGUCCGGCGGCAGGGACGAUAAAACAGCAAUGGAGGAGCCAAGCGGCGUUUGAUGGACAAGGACUAUGACAUCAUCAUCAUUUUUAUCGUCAAUCCCAUACAUCCAUUCGACAUCUUUUUUCUCAAAACGAUAACUUUAUGCUUCUCGAGACCAAUAUGGUAGCGAUAUCGUUUUUAUAUAUUACUUUUUAAAGUGUAUUUUUAACUGUAGUUGGGGCACACCAGGAGGUAAGAAGGAGUACAAAGAAGUUCACGACAUUACGACUAUCCAGCAAGGCCCAGCAAGGGUGCGCUGUAUUCGGGCGCACGCUCCGAGCAGCCGGUGGGACGCCAUAGACUUUAGUUUCAAACCGUGCUGAUAAGUUUUUUGUGUGCUCAGUUCUUGUUUUUCUAUUUGGCCGAUUGCGUUUCAUAGAACUAUGGUGCGUUCAAGGUCUGAAAUGUUGAAGCUUCAACAAAAAAAAAUCCAUUCAUUUUCGUUUAUCCGCGUCCGGGUCGCAGUAGUCCCAGUAGUCCCAGUAAGGAAUCCCAAACGCCUCUCCAGCGUGUCCUAGGUCUGCCCCCCCCGGGCUUUCUCCUGGCUGGGCAUGCCCAGACGCCACAGACUUUAGUUUCAAACCGUGCUGAUAAGGUUUUUGUGUGUUCAGUUCUUGUUUUUCUAUUUGGCCGAUUGCGUUUCAUAGAACUAUGGUGCGUUCAAGGUCUGAAAUGCUCAACUUCAACAAAGAAAAUCCAUUCAUCCAUUCAUUUUCGUUGAUCCGUGUCCGGGUCGCAGUCGCAGUAGUCCCAGUAAGGAAUCCCAAACGCCUCUCCAGCGUGUCCUAGGUCUGCCCCCCUCCCCCCGGGCUUUCUCCUGGCUGGGCAUGCCCAGACGCCACAGACUUUAGUUUCAAACCGUGCUGAUAAGUUUUUUGUGUGCUCAGUUCUUGUUUUUCGUCCCCCUCGUCUAUUUGGCCGAUUGCGUCUCAUAGAACUAUGGUGCGUUCAAGGUCUGAAAUGUUCAACUUCAACAAAGAAAAUCCAUUCAUUUUUGUUUAUCCGUGUCCGGGUCGCAGUCGCAGUAGUCCCAGUAAGGAAUCCCAAACGCCUCUCCAGUGUGUCCUAGGUCUGCCCCCCUGGGCUUUCUCCUGGCUGGGCAUGCCCAGAACACCUCACCAGGAGGUAAGAAGGAGUACAACAAAGUUCAUGAUAUUACGACUACAUCACGACUAUCAGGAGAAGCAGAAGGCGCCUGUUGUGGCCCGGCAGGGUGCGCUGUAUUCGGGCGCACGUUCCGAGCAGCCGGUGGGACGCCGCAGAAGUUCUGUGGCAAACUUUUAGUUUCAAACCGUGCUGAUAAGUUUUUUGUGUGCUCAGUUCUUGUUUUUCGUCCCCCCUCGUCUAUUUGGCCGAUUGCGUCUCAUAGAACUAUGGUGCGUUCAAGGCCUAAAAUGAAAAUCCAUCCAUUCAUUUUCGUUUAUCCGUGUCCGGGUCGCAGCGGCAGUCAUCCCAGACGCCUCUCCAGCGUGUCCUAGGUCUGCCCCCCGGGCUUUCUCCUGGCUGGGCAUGCCCAGAACACCUCACCAGGAGCAGGAGCUCUACUCUGAGCUCAUCCCCGGAAAAACCGAUGCGAUCAUUGGAUGAAUUUUCCGUAAUCUUGCCUUAUAGUACGUAUGUAUGUACGCUUCCAUGCGGCAUCAUACACGUCACUAUGUAUCAGACAUGCACGGUAUAAUGCGUAUAAACCACUAGCCGCAUGUCUGAACACACUUUAUAAAUCUCUAUCAUCACUUCCCAGGCAUAUGAUUGUUGCCGUAGCAACAAACACUGUGAGGCUGUCCUGCCGAGAUCGGUCAUGUGUGUGAUUCGAAGCGGCAUUCAAUUAACGGGCGAUUCCGGCCCCCUUUUUUUUUUUUUUUUGUACAGCAGAUAAACACACACACACACACACGGGUAGUGACCCCCGUUUUCGGAAAUCCAGCAGGGACGUCAGUUGGGAUGGAGGACAACAAAGCAGCCGCCGUGUGCUAGCAUGAAUGCUACU